AUGCGCCGCACAGAUGCCACUUUCCUGGAACCAUUCCUGGAAUGUGUCUAUGUGUGUCGCAGCUUUGCUCCCUCUGCACUCCAGUCCCAGCUCUACACUCCUGGCCCAGCUCUGCACUCCUGGCCCAGCUCUGCACUCCUGGCCCAGCUCUGCACUCCUGACCCAGCUCUGCACUCCAGGCCCAGCUCUACACUCCAGGCCCAGCUCUGCACUCCAGUCCCAGCUCUAAACUCCAGGCCCAGCUCUACACUCCAGUCCCAGCUCUACACUCCUGGCCCAGCUCUGAACUCCUGGCCCAGCUCUGCACUCCAGUCCCAGCUCUACACUCCUGGCCCAGCUCUGCACUCCAGUCCCAGCUCUACACUCCUGGCCCAGCUCUGCACUCCAGUCCCAGCUCUACACUCCAGGCCCAGCUCUACACUCCACUCUGAACUCCUGGCCCAGCUCUGCACUCCUGGCCCAGCUCUGCACUCCUGGCCCAGCUCUGCACUCCUGGCCCAGCUCUACACUCCUGGCCCAGCUCUGCACUCCAGUCCCAGCUCUACACUCCUGGCCCAGCUCUGCACUCCAGUCCCAGCUCUACACUCCUGGCCCAGCUCUGCACUCCAGUCCCAGCUCUACACUCCUGGCCCAGCUCUACACUCCUGGCCCAGCUCUGCACUCCUGGCCCAGCUCUGCACUCCUGACCCAAACCAGAAGUGUCCAAUGCUCCUCUGCUCUCAGUGCUUCAUCGAGAAAUACAUAGAGUCAUGA
Molecule: messenger RNA, 753 nt
Organism: Knipowitschia caucasica
Lineage: Eukaryota; Metazoa; Chordata; Actinopteri; Gobiiformes; Gobiidae
Source: the annotation of a GenBank genome assembly